AUGGAUGUGCAGUCAUCUUCGAAUGGUCUUCAUCACAUCGUCGGUUAUGGCUCAAAUUCAGUUGUUCUUGCUCAUUGUAAUAAUAAUAAUCAUCACAAUGAUUACCAUAAUUUUUAUGUCCCUGCACCUCGACCACUACCAAAAGCAACAUCGUCCUAUCAAUUGUUACCUGUUGUAAAUUUAGUACCCACAAUUAUCAAUGUACCAGUUCAACAAUCGAAAAAGCAACAGCAAUCACACGUUGUUCGAGAUGAAUUUCGUCAAGAACAAUAUCGGCCAAGUCGAGGAGCAUCAGCAUUCAUACCUAGGUAUAGUUCUUUUGAUGAUCCGCAUAUGCAAGAUUACUAUGCACGAAAAUUUGGUCGACGACCAAAAUCAGUUAGAAGUUCAGCUCGAUCAGACACACUUUAUCGAAUUACAGUUAAAACAGCAGAUAAAAAAAAUGCCGGUACCAAUGCAAAAGUAUUUUUAAGUAUAUUCGGCAAAAAAGAUAAAGUCUGUCGAAAAUUACUAACACGUGAACAUAUGUUGCGUGGUCAAAGUCAACUUGCAUUGUCAGUAAAUGGUCUCAAUAAAAACUAUGCAGAUGACUUAUAUAAUAUGGAAUUUACACGAGGCGCUACAGAUAUUGUUUACAUUCGUUGCCGAGAACUCGGUGUUAUUCACCAUAUUGUUCUUGAACACACUGGUCUCUUAAUUGAACAAAGUUGGUUAUGUGAAUUCAUUCUAAUAACAAAUGUUCGCACAGGUCGCCAGUGGUUUUUUCCUUGUAAUAAAUGGCUAUCAUUAUUUGAACCUGGCGAUGGUUCUCUAUCGGUUCAACUUUAUCCUAAUGAUCGUGCAUUUGAAAAUGAUUUAAGAAAUAAAUUCUUACCAAAUAAUACGGAAUAUCACGUCACAGUUGUUACUGGUACUCCGAAUGGUGCUGGUACAGAUAGUAGAGUUUAUAUAACAUUAUUUAGUGACGAUGGAAAACGAACUGAAAAACUCCAAUUAAAAACUCCAAUUAACAACAAUAAAAACCCAUUCGAGCGUAAUCAAACCGAUGAAUUUCGUAUAGCUGGUGAUUAUAUUGGAGAAUUGGUUAAAAUUCGUGUCGAACAUGAUAAUACAGGUCGAGCGGCUGGAUGGUUUCUUGACCGAAUUGUGGUAACAGAUUUGUAUGAACCAAAAGUACGAUAUUAUGCUAAUUGUAAUAAAUGGUUAGCUAAAGAUGAAGAUGAUGGACAAAUUAGCCGAGAUCUUAAGUUACACAAAGAUAUUAAAUCAGGAACCAUUAAUAAAUACAAAGUAACAGUUUAUACAGGAAACAAAAUGGGAGCCGGAACUGAUGCAGAUGUAUUUAUUACUAUCUAUGGUGAUUCAGGUGAAACAGGGGCCAUUCAGCUUGAUGACAGAAAAAAUAAUUUUGAAGCUGGAAAGAAAGAUGAAUUCGUAAUCGAAUGCCCUAAUGUAGGAGAAAUAAAUAAAAUUUUAAUUGCUCAUAAUAAUAAAGGCGCUGCGCCUGGUUGGUUUUUGGAUCGCAUACUCAUUGAAGACCUUAGUGAAAAACGUAUCUAUGAAUUUCCAUGUUACAAAUGGCUAGCAACAGAUGAAGGUGAUCGGCAAAUAUCCCGUUAUCUUCUUCCGAAGAAAAAAGGUGAUGGUGAUCGACUGGCAACCGCAGGUGUUCCUUACAAUGUAACAGUAUAUACGGGUGAUAAAUCAAAUGCUGGCACAAAUGCACGUGUUUAUAUUGUGAUGAAUAAUAGAGAAACGUCAUCAAGUAAAAUAUUUUUAAUUAAUGGAAAAUUUGAACGCACCGAUGUUGAUUCAUUUAUAAUUGAUGGCCCUGACGAACUUAGUCCAUUAACAUCGUUGAUUAUUGGACAUGAUAAUAGUGGUUUAGGACCUGGAUGGUAUCUUGAUAAGGUUGUUGUCGAUUGUCCAAGUACAGGCAUAGAACAAACGUUUCCGUGCAAUAAUUGGCUAGCCAACGACAAAGGUGAUAAACUUAUCGAACGUGAAUUAAGAGAAGAUCCUUCACUACGUAAAGUUCGUCCGCCAACCAUUCCAUGGUACAUAUGGGUAUAUACAAGCGAUAUUAAAGGAGCAGGCACCGAUGCUCAUGUACAUCUUGUACUUUAUGGUCACAACGGCAAAUCUGAUGAUAUAAAAUUAAAAAGUGAAUCCGAUGUAUUUGAAGCUGGCCAAUGUAAUGAAUUUAAAGUUGAUAUAGCCGAUGUUGGUACACCAUUCAAAUUACGUGUUAGUCAUGACAAUAAAAAAUUAUUUGCACCGUGGCAUCUCGAUCGAAUUGAAAUGGAAAAUCUUAAGACAAAGAAACGAUAUAUUUUCACUUGUGGAAGAUGGCUAUCAAAGACAGAUGAGGAUAAACAAAUUAUACGAGAAUUGCCAGCUGAAGGUCCAGGAAUAUCAAAACCUUUGCCUGUUGUUAAAUAUACGGUUGAUGUAUAUACGGCAGAUAAACGUAACGCUGGAACAGAUGCAAACGUUUUUAUCAAUAUUUUUGGUGAAUGUGGUGAUACAGGAGAACGUCCAUUAGAAUAUUCGGCAAGAAAAGGAAAUAAAUUCGAAAGCAAUCAAAUGGAUAGCUUUGUUGUCGAAGCUGUUUCAUUGAAACACAUACGAAAAAUUCGCAUUGGCCAUGAUGGAACAGGUCCCGGUGCUGGAUGGUUCCUAGAUAAAGUAGUCGUGCGUCCAGAAGAUAAACGUUAUGAACAAGCAACAUUUACUUGCAAUAGAUGGCUCGCUGAAGAUGAAGAUGAUGGACAAAUCGUUCGAGAAUUAACUCUUCAAAGUGCUGCUCAAUAUUUAAAUAAAACAACAUAUAAUGUCAGAAUAAAAACUGGCGAUAUUUUUCAAGCUGGAACUGAUGCUGAUGCUUACUUGAAAAUUUUCGGUGAUAAAGGUGAUACAGAUAAAAUUCAUUUGAGAAAUUCCGAUAAUACAUCAAAUAAGUUUGAACGCGCACGCGUCGAUCAUUUUACAUAUGAAUUUGAUGAUCUCGGCAAAAUUCAACAUAUAAUCAUUGGGCACAAUGGGAAAAAUGUUGGAUCAGGUUGGUUUCUUGAUUGGGUAGAAAUCGAUAUCCCGAUGCGAGGAGAAAUGUAUAGAUUUGUCUGUAACCGUUGGUUAGAUAAAUCCGAAGGCGAUGGUAAAAUUGAACUUGAUUUAGUACCAUCAGAUGUCAUCCAAAAAACUAGUGUUAUUCCAUACGAAAUAACUGUUUUUACUGGUGAUAAAGCUAAUGCUGGUACAGAUGCCAAAGUAUUUCUACAAAUGUAUGGUCUAAAUGGUAAAACAGAAGAAAUUGUUUUGAAAAAUAAAUCAGAUACAUUCGAACGAAAAGCGGUAGAUAAAUUUAAAAUCGAAGCUCCCGAUAUAGGACAAAUACAAAAAAUUCGAAUUGGCCAUAAUUCAGAAAAAUUAGGUUCAGGAUGGUAUCUUGAAAAAUUACUUAUUCAACGACAUCUCGAUGAUAAAUCUGAUAAACAAAAACGAGGAUUUAAAUCUGGCCGAUCGCUUCGUCUCAGUCAGAUCAGUGCGACUGAUCCGAGUGUUGAAGAAUAUUGGUUUGUUUGUCAAAAAUGGUUCGAUAAAAGUUCGGGUGAUAAAGCAACAGUUCGAGAAUUAUUGCCAACUGAUGAAAAUGGAAAUGUAUUAAGCGAUCGAAAUGAAGUAGCUUACGUCGCACACAUAUUUACUGGUAACAAGUCUAACGCUGGUACUGAUGCAAAUGUUUUUCUAACGGUUUAUGGCGAAUCGGAAGACUCAGGUGAACGUGAAUUGGCACAUCCGAUAAGCAAACAUAGGAAUAAAUUUGAAAAAAAUCAAGAAGAUAUUUUCGAGAUCAAAGCUGCAUCAUUGGGCAAAUUAAGAAAAAUAAAAAUACGGCAUGACAAUUCAAAUCUUGGCGCCGCCUGGUAUCUUGAUCGCGUAGAAAUUUUCGAUCCAGAAACAGAUCAAUCAUACCUUUUCAUUUGUCAAAAAUGGUUGGCUGAUGAUAUGGACGACCGGGUGAUAUGCCGUGAAAUUCCUGCGAUGGAUAAUAAAGCACUGCGUUUAGCAACUGCACGUGGAAGUGCCUCUGGAUCAUCGAUGGAUUACGGUUUAGAAAUGAAAAAUAUAGCGACUACCUAUAAAAUUAAUGUCAUUACAAGCAAUGAACGAGGUUCUGGUACAGAUGCUAAUGUUUAUAUUAUUAUAUUCGGUAAAAACAAUGAUACAGGCAAAGUUCCAUUGGCAAUAUCAAAAACGCAUAAAGAUCCAUUUGAACGAGGCCAUACCGAUUUAUUCGAAAUCGAAGCCAUGGAUAUUGGCGAACCAAAAAAGAUCAAAAUUGGCCAUGAUGAUGCAGGUAUGCUAUCGGAUUGGUUGUUAGAACGCGUCGAAAUCGAUGUACCAAAAAUGGGUCGCACAUGGGUAUUUCCUUGUGGAAAAUGGUUAAGUACAUCGAAAGGAGAUUGCCAAUUAGAACUUGAACUUUAUCCAAAAGCUAUGGCAACUGAAGUGUAUACACCACAUGUUCCAUAUGAAAUAAAAGUUGUUACAUCGAAAGUUUCUGGUGCCGGAACAGAUGCUAACAUUUUUGUUGAAAUAUAUGGUACAGAUAAAACAACUGGUGAAGUAAUGUUAUGCAAUAAAAAAGAACGAAAAGGCAAAUUUCAGACAGGCUCAGUAGAUACAUUUGUACUUGAACUGGAAGAUGUUGGCCAAUUUAUUGAAAAGAUUCGUAUUGGACAUGAUAAUACUGGCUGGGGUGCAGCAUGGCAUUUGGAUCGCGUUGAAAUUCGUCGAUUGGAUAAAAAUAAAAAAUCGAAAACAUUUAUAUUUCCAUGUGAUCGUUGGUUUGCUAAAGAUGAAGAUGAUCAUAGUAUUGUACGUGAACUUGUUCCAGAGAAAAUUCUUGAGGAAGAAGUUGGUAAAGGUGGAAAGUUAAAAGUUCGAGAAAACGAAGUUCAAAAUCGACUUGAAAUGAAAAGAUAUACAAUUGAUGUUUAUACAGGAGAUAAAAUGGGUUGUGGGACAGAUGCGAAUGUGUUUUGUACAAUCUAUGGCGAUAGAGGUGAUACAGGCGAACGUGAAUUAGCAAGUUCCGAGACUCAUAUGAAUAAAUUUGAAAAAAAACAAAUGGAUAGAUUUAAAAUUGAAUCUGCUGAUUUAGGAAUAAUUUAUAAACUUAAAAUACGACAUGAUAAUUCUGGUCCAUUUGCUGAUUGGCUAUUAGCUAAGGUUGAAGUUAAAGAUGAUAUCAAAACCUAUGUAUUUCAUUGUGAACGAUGGUUGGCUAAAGGAAAAGAUACCAAACUUGAACAAACACUCUAUGAAAAAGAUUACCAGGGUUCCAUGAGUAGUCUAGGAUCUAUUCCUCGUUCUGUCACUGGCUCAAAAUUAAGUUUAGCAUCGAGCGAGACCGAUAGUAAAGCCGAUCGAUUUCGUCUCGGUCAACGUAAAAAUAUCAUGUCGAGUAUAGCCGAAGAAACUCGAGAUCCAACUGAAGAAGGCAUUCCUUACACAGUAAAAGUUAAAACCGGAGACAAAUCAGAUGCUGGUACAUCAGCACAUGCACAUAUACGUUUAGUUGGUCGUAAAGGUCGACAAACACGUUUGGUACCAUUAGAAUUAAUGCAAAAACGACGUUUUGAACGCGGCAAAGUCGAAACAUUCUCAUUGCAAGAACCAGAUAUUGGAGAUUUAGAUGCCGUGGAAAUUGAGCACGAUGGCGAAACAGAGGCUGAUAGUUGGUUUCUCGAAGAUGUUACUGUUGAAAUGCCAACAAAAGGACGAGCAUUUUACUUUCCAUGUCAUGAGUGGCUAUCAAAAGAAAAAGGCGACGGACGAACUAAACGAACGCUUAAAGUGCAAGAUUCCAAUAAAUCGACGUUUCGUCCUUUGAUUCCAUAUGAAACAACUAUUUAUACUGGAGAUGUUGAAAAUGCUGGUUGUGAUUGUGAUGUUAGUUUGAAAUUAUUCGGCACAACAGGCUCAUCAUCUGAACAUGUUAUAUCCAAAGACGAAGGACUUUUCGAACGAGGAGCGAUUAAUCCAUUUAGAUUUGAAUUGGAUGAUGUUGGUAAACCAAUUAAAUUACGUGUAAAAAUUAUCCCACAGCAUAAAAAGGGUCGACAUAAAUGGUAUUUAGAAAAAAUCGAACUUGUUAAACAUACACAACAUAAUGAAAGACAAGAAUCGUACUUUUUUGGUCUUAAUGACUGGAUCUCACGUGAAACAGAUUUUUGUCAAGAUCUAGCAUUAACUAAAGGCGGAAAAGCCCUAAUAAAACACACAACGUAUCGUGUAACAACUAAAACUAGUGAUAUGAACGGUGCAAGUUCUGAUUCAGAUAUUUCUAUUGUUAUCUUCGGUCAAUUUGGUGAUAGUGGAGAAUUGAAACUAGACGAUUCGUCAACGCACCGAAAUAAAUUUGAACGUAAUAAUGAAGAUGUAUUUAAAUUUCCAAAUAUUUUAAGCUUGGGAGCGCUAACAAAAGUACGUGUAACGAAUCAUGAAUCAUCAUUGUUCAAAAAGGCGUGGCAUUUGGAAUAUGUUCAAGUUGAUGAUGAACAAACAGGCCAAUCCUUUAUGUUUCCAUGUAAUAAAUGGUUAUCAUCUUCCGAAGAUGAUAAGCAAACUGUUCGUGAAAUAAAAUGUGAUAGCGAUUCAUCGGACUCCGUUCGACGAGAAUCAUUAACACCAGGUGGAAAAGUUCCAUAUGAAAUUGAAGUUGUUACUUCAGACAAAACAAACGCUGGAACAACACAGCAUGGCUGGAUUAUUCUUGAAGGAAACAAAAAGAGGUCAGAUAGAUUCCCUAUGAAAAAUACACCACAGAAGAAAAUUUUACGACGUGGACAAACGGAUGUGUUUACAUUCACAUCACGACCAUUGGGUGAACUACGUCGUAUAAUUUUGGGUCAUCAAGAACGACCUGAAUAUCAACUUCCAUCUUAUGAAGGUCGUGAAGCUCAAUGGCAUGUUGCACAUAUUACCAUUACCGAUCCUUCAACAGGCACCAAAUAUGAAUUUCCCAUACGAAAAUGGCUUGAUAUUAAUAAUGAUGGUGACGCAUUUCAAUGUGCUGAUAAGCAAGAAGAUGCAGUAACACAACAACGCCAUCGUGAAUCCAUUAAAUAUAAAGUCACUGUUUAUACAGGUGAUGUAGAUAAUGCGGGUACGGAUGCGAAUGUCUCAAUUAUUAUCUAUGGUACUCUUGGUGACACGGGCCCUCGGCCAUUGAAACAAAAAGGUCGAAAUUUAUUUGAACGUGGUCAAAUUGACGACUUUUUUAUUGAGACUUUAGAUUUAGGUGCCUUGAAUAAAUUACACAUCGAACACGAUAAUGCUAACUUCUUCGCCGAAUGGUUUCUUGAGAAAGUUGAAGUGACUAAUACGGAAACAGGAGAAACAAUUUCAUUUCCGUGUAAACGAUGGCUCAGUAAAAAACACGAUGAUCGCCAAAUUCAACGAGAUCUAUUACCUAUGGAGGCUUGA
Molecule: messenger RNA, 7494 nt
Organism: Rotaria socialis
Lineage: Eukaryota; Metazoa; Rotifera; Eurotatoria; Philodinida; Philodinidae
Source: the annotation of a GenBank genome assembly